UGGGCUGCUGGCAGAAUAACCAGACUGUCUCAGGUCCAGCAUCAAACCAUCAACAGUUGUGUGUGCAGGACUGUGAAGAUGACUGUCAUCGCUGUGGCGGCUGACAGUAAAAGCGUGUUUCCAUCACCCUGCCAAAUCCUGAAGACUCCUUGCUCCAGUCUAUUCUCUGGGUCGGUGUACCAUGGGCUGUUGCAGACUAGUGUCACAACAGCAAUUGGAACUAUGCAGAUCAUGGUGGGCCUGUUCAACAUCGGACUGGGGCCUGGACGAACCAGCACAAAUCCUGGAGAUUUGACCAGCUUAGGUGCUGCGUACUGGCUGGGUGCUGUGUUCAUCCUAACUGGAAUCAUGUCCAUUGUGGCCGGACAGUUCCCUUCUUCCUGCUUGAUGGGCUUCACUGUCUUUAUGAACAGUGUUGGAGCGAUCUUUGCAAUUACUGGCAUUGUGCUGUAUGCCUUGGACCUGGGAAAUGCCUCUCUACUCUGGAUGUGUGAGAGCAGCAGCAACAAUGCUGAUCAAAUUGGUGACAACUGCAGAAAAGUUGCACUAUUUGGCCAGACUGUGUUGACAUCCAUGGACAACACGCUGAUCGCCAUGGCUGCUCUUCAGCUCUUUGUCAGUAUAAGAUAUGCUAUUCUGGGCAUCAAGUAUCUGAGCAGUGACAUGUACAAGGAAGAGGAGAUGACCAUCGCUUCUUUCAAAGACAAAGGAGUGACUGUGGCGGCUGUGACGGCUGACAGUAAGAGCAUGUUACCGCCGCUGUGUCAGAUCCUCAAGUCUCUUUGCUACAGUCCCAUGUGCUGCUCAGUGUACAAGGGGCUGAUUCAGACCAAUGUGACUGCAGCUCUUGGGACUAUACAGAUCAUGGUGGGCCUGUUCAACAUUGGACUGGUGCCAGGACGAACAUACAUGUAUCCCAAGGAUCUGACCAGUCCGGGAGUUGCUUACUGGCUGGGUGCUGUGUUCAUCAUAGCUGGAAUCAUGUCCAUUCUUGCCGGCAGGUUCUCCUCCAUUUGCUUGGUGGGCUUUGCUGUGUUUGUGAACAUAGUUGGAUUGAUCUUCGCCAUUGUUGGCAUUGCGCUGAAUGCCAAAGACCUGGCAGAUGCCCCUGCCAUCAGGAUGUGUGACCUGUACAUUGGUCGCAGUUACUAUGGCGAGUGCGAAAAUGUGGCAUAUUAUGUGCAGCGCUUGUUGACAACCAUGGACAUUACUAUGAUCGUCCUGGCUGUUCUUCAGCUGUGUGUCUGCAUCAGCUUUGCUGUUCUGGGCAUCAAUGCUGUGGUCAACAGACAGAAGGAAGAGGGUGAUGUUGACGAUCAGCAGCAACAAUUGAAUGCAGUCCUCCUGACCAAUCCUUGUGCCUAAAAUCAAUCCAACUAAGCACAUGGAAGCAUGACUAUGAGGCAUUUUAAUACUUGUGCUUUUACACUCACUUUCUGAAAGUAAUCAAACUGAUUUAUAUCACAUAAGGACACAUUUUUCUGUGUUUAGGUUUGUUCUUUCUGCUUGUCAAUAACGUUUUGAAGUAAACUUGAUUCAAUAAAACAUUCAAAAUGCUAAAAAAAUACCCUUA
Messenger RNA from Perca flavescens (yellow perch), 1573 nucleotides. RefSeq lists its product as uncharacterized. The record is from RefSeq and is a predicted model, not a curated record. NCBI's taxonomy places the organism in Eukaryota, Metazoa, Chordata, Actinopteri, Perciformes, Percidae. The coding region runs from base 79 to 1365 and encodes 428 amino acids. Gene Ontology annotation, cellular component: membrane. The transcript is spliced from 12 exons.